Messenger RNA from Drosophila ficusphila, 3527 nucleotides. It is a transcript of the gene Nop17l, whose product is annotated as protein kintoun. The record is from RefSeq and is a predicted model, not a curated record. NCBI's taxonomy places the organism in Eukaryota, Metazoa, Arthropoda, Insecta, Diptera, Drosophilidae. The transcript is spliced from 5 exons. Gene Ontology annotation, biological process: axonemal dynein complex assembly. Bases 343 to 2898 code for a protein of 851 amino acids. Gene Ontology annotation, cellular component: cytoplasm.
CACAAACACGAGCAGCCGGUCCAGCGGAAAAGUUUCUAGAACGUCAAACCCAAAACUCCAUUAAAAAUCUAACAAACAGCAGCUAAAUAAUUUAAUAAACAAUCAACUUAGUGUCGCUGCAACAAAGCAAGUGAACAAUCUUAUAAUAAAGAACCUUUCAGAAAACAAACACAUUUUCUAAGGCAACGAGUCCAAAAACUAAGCAACCAAAAACAAAACAAAAUAAAAACAAAAAACUAAACCCCCAAAAGAGAUAACAGAAACGGUUAAUUGUGUAGUAAAAGUGCCGAGAAGAGACCCGAAGAGAUCUCGCCGCGAGUGCAGUGUCCCUGUGAGAGCGCUAUGUCCGCAUCUGCUGCCAGUUCGCGUAAUAAACACUCCAAGAUCCGUGAUAAUGAGCAGCUCGACAUAAGCAAGGACGAGUUAAAUCGGAUCCGGGAGGCCCUCACCAACGAGGAGUUUCGUAAGUUAUUCUUUGAGUACGUCGAGGAGGUUCAGGACCCCGAAAACCGAAAGAUCUACGAGGAGGAGAUCACCCAGCUGGAGAAGGAGCGCGGUGUGGAGGUGAAGUUCAUCCAUCCCCAGCCGGGAUUCGUGAUCAAGACUGCUCUUGAUGGCGAGCUCAAGUGCUUCAUCAACAUCGCCGGCUCUCCUGAGAUCGAGCGUCCCAAGAACGAGGUAGCCAUGGAUCCGUCGAACGGAAAUCGCGGCCUGACCUGGUCCAUUCCCAUGGCGCAGACUUCUGCGCGGGAUGACUGCGAUGCCAGGAAGAACCACUGCAAGGUGUUUGACGUGGUCUUUCAUCCGGACGCUCUGCACCUGGCCAAUCGGAACAAACAGUUCCGCAAGUGCCUCAUCGACACGGCACUGGAUGCUGUCGAGCGCGAGUACCAGGUCUCUUUGGAUCGAACCAACCUCAAAUUCCCCAAGCUUGACUACAAGGGCAUCGCCCGUCCUACUGUGAUACGCAAGCUGGCUGACAAUCCGACGGCAGAGCAGCAGGAGCCGCAUCCCCUGGCGGAUAUGUUCCCCACAAAGAAGCCAGCCGCCGAAAAAGUGGAGCCCCGCGUCCUGCCCAUGAAGGCGAAACCCACACCAGUGCCGGAAUUCACGGUGCCCAGGUACUCAAUCAAGCACAGCCAUGACGUGGACUUGUCAGAGUACACGGACGAGCUGGACGCCAAGUUGCAUGUGACCGUUCCCCGUUCCCUGGUCGUCGAGAUCGAGCUACCGCUGCUUCGAUCCACUGCCGAAUGUCAACUGGAUGUCACCCCGAAGACCGUCUAUCUGUUCAGCGAGCGCGCUGGUGCCAAAUACCGCCUGAAGUUGGAUCUCCCCUUCGUCGUGGACGACAAGGCGGGUAGUGCUCGUUUCGACACAGAUUUGCGUCGCUUAAGCAUAACGUUGCCAGUGGUCCGGAAGGGCGGACGGGAGCAGGCCCAGAUGCAUGAAACCUUGCGCCACUUCAGUCGAGAGGACAGCGGCGUGGAGUUGCAUUCCAACAGUGAGUCACCCGUGGAGGAGGAUCCGGAUGGCGAGCUCAGCGAUUCCAAGGCGGACACCUCUGAGACUGCCACGCCCACUGCCACACCCGUGCGCAAUGCCAACAGUCCGUUCCUUAAGAGCUCCGUGCACUACCAACUGCCCAACAAGUUCGACUGCAACGUUCUGGACAAUGUGAUGGCCUUUGUGCUGCACGUGCCCAAUGUUCAGCCGGAUUCCAUAGAGCAGUUGAAGGAGCAGCGGAGCCUGCAUCUGCAGUUCGCCACCAUCGGCAGUGGCUACUAUCCCACCCACUAUGCUUUUUACGUAGAACUGCCGGCUGAGGAGGAAGAUUCGGCCAUCGAAAGCGUUGAGGCGGAGGCCUGGGACAACAACGUGGUACUCAAGCUGUGCCUGAGCUCGCAGAGCGGGACUCCGGCUAGCUAUUUGGCCGGUCUGGAUGCCACGGAUCUCAAGGAGUACCCAGUUCAUGGGCAGUACAAUGUGAAAAGCAAAGGGAGAGUUAAUGCCAAGAAGGAGCAUGAUCCCCUGGAUGUUAAAUUCGAGCACAACGAAGAGGGUAAGGCCUUGAAGGUGACCAUUCGCCCAGUGCCAAAGGAGGAAGAGGCAGAGGACGAGGAGCAGCAGGAGCAGGAACACGAAACUGUGCAGCCCCAAGCUCAGAACAAGAAGCCUGGCAAGAAGCAACGCAAGCGAAACAAGAAGGAGCGCUCCCUCUCCGAGUCGGCCUGCGAGGACGUUCUCGUCCCGGAGCCACUUAAUGGAAAACCCGAACCCCAGCUUAAGGCCACGUUUAAGCUGCCUCCGCAGCGCAAGCAACGCAGCUACUCGGAGUGCAACGACAGCAGCGGUGGCUCACAUCGCGGUAUCCUCAAGCGAUUCAGUCGCUAUGGACCGCGACCUUCGAUGUCGGACAGCUGCUCCUCCAUCGACGACUGCUCCUCGUAUUCGUGCUCCGUCGACGCAUCAGGAACCUCGCUGUUCUCGCACUCAUUUGGCGGCAUUCCCGAGGAAGAUCGGUCCGACGCCGGGCUCUCGGAGAGCUGCAAAAAGACUGUUAGGUUUAAUGAUCACAUCAUGAAGCAAGUGUUCCGACUUGACUCAAGCAUCCUGGGUCAGCGAAAGAAGAACCAGAAGCGACGCGAUCUCAAGCUGCGGGCACAGCAGCGUCGCCUCAGCGAAGGUGAUUCCGUUGAUUACGAGGAGACCCGUGGCACUGCCCUCAAGCAACAAGGAAAUCAAUCAAAGAGUGGCAGUAAGCCAAAGAGCGAGGCCCUUCUCCACGACAGCGGACUGGAUCUCUCUGGAACAGCUGGAACUCACGGCAGAAACAACGAGCCAGAUGCCAAGAACGCCUUGAUGUUUGAAAUGGAUGAUGAGGAUGAUAUUAUUUAAACCAGAAAUAUAUAAAUAUUUUUUGAGUGUUUUAGAGGCAUGUUUUCAAGAUUUUUAAAUGCUGCUUACGUAUUGUACCGCUACGAUUUUUUUCUAAUAUUUAUACUCUAACUUGUUUGGUACCCAAGCAAUCCGCUCAAUUGGAAAUAUAAACAAAAAUUGUAUUUAGGCAACAAGAAUCAGGGCUAAACAGAAAUCAAAAUAUUCAUUAAAUCAUCGACUAAUUGUUAUUUAAUUCGGUUAUUCAUUGAAAUUGUUAAAACGAAAGAUUAAAUCCUACGCUGAACUGAAAACCUAAUAUAGAUUAAAAAUAACCAUGUUCAUUCAUAUUGCGAGACCCAGUUGUUGUCUUACAAGUUUGCAAACUAUAAGUUUUAAGUAAACAUUAUAACAUUCAUUUAUUGGCAGCAUGCUCAUGGCUCACAAAACAAUCACAACACGAUAAACUUAAACAAUAUCAAUAGUUAACAAUUCCUCUAGUAUUAUACACACAAACGAAUCACCCAAAAGUAUAAGUAGUGUAUAAGCUAUGUGCAUGUUUAGAACCACUGGCUGAAGCAAUGAAUAUAAUUUUAACUUAAUAAGCGAGCUGAAAGUUAAAAUAUAUAUACAUCCCUUAUGAAUGAGAA